Messenger RNA from Juglans microcarpa x Juglans regia, 955 nucleotides. RefSeq names its product DNA-directed RNA polymerase III subunit RPC7-like. The transcript is spliced from 8 exons. Gene Ontology annotation, biological process: transcription by RNA polymerase III. The coding region runs from base 151 to 771 and encodes 206 amino acids. The record is from RefSeq and is a predicted model, not a curated record. Lineage: Eukaryota; Viridiplantae; Streptophyta; Magnoliopsida; Fagales; Juglandaceae. Gene Ontology annotation, cellular component: RNA polymerase III complex.
CUCCUCUGUUCCUUCCUAUUGGACCACCUCGCCCCUCGUUUGCCUCUUCAUUCUCAAACGCAAAACUCAUCUCACACUGGCCAGGGGAGCGUCCUGCUCGAGGGAAAGAACAAAUUCCUUAAUUUCUGGUUUACGGUGUUUUUUGGGUAGAUGGCUUUUCGAGGUCGGGGGCGGGGGAGGGGAUAUGGAGGCGCCGGUGGCUAUGGAUUUGCCAAACAAGAGCCAUUUGAGCUUUUCCCUGAUAUUGAAUUGCCUAACAUCAAAAGCGUGCAUAAGGAAGAAACCCUAGUUAGGGAGAGUGUAAAGUUGCAAAAUUUUUGGAAGGCCUCUGCUUAUUAUCUUGACGAGACUGUUUCUAAAAAUAGCCGAAGCACAGAGAUAGAGAGAUAUUCUGACAUGACAAAACCAAAGACUACAAUAACUCGUGAUUCUAUUUCACAAAUUUUAGAGCUUAAAAGAUUUCCUCAAGAACUGAUCGGAGGUUCAAAGGGGCAACGGCCAAGUCAGAAAAAAGUUAGAUGGAAUCCAGAGUCAGAGCUGCAGAAGCUAGAUUAUUUAGAAAAGCUUGAACAAAGGGCUCAGGGCCAAGAGAAUAAAGAUGAAAAGGAAAAGAAAGAAGGCGAAAAUGAAGAUGAAGAUGAAAACGAUGGAGAAGAAGACAUUGAGGAAGAACCUAGUGAUGAUGAUUAUUUUCAGAAUGUCGAGUUUGAUGAUGACGACGAUGAUUUUAACGAUGUUGAUGAUGGUGGGGAAGAUGAAGGUACUUUUUAAUUGAUACGGAAAGAAUUUUCUUCUGGUCUUCUUUAGCAGCUUGAGGCAGGUUUCGCGUAUAUGGAAGUAUUCCUUUUCUUAAUUGAAUUAAUUUGGGAUCUUAAAGUUCACCUUGUCACCAUAUGAGGCUUCUAAUGUAUGAAUUUCCUGUUUGACAAAGAUGUAGAGAAGUGAAGUUUUAGUC